Messenger RNA from Fusarium oxysporum Fo47, 5508 nucleotides. RefSeq lists its product as uncharacterized. Gene Ontology annotation, molecular function: catalytic activity. NCBI's taxonomy places the organism in Eukaryota, Fungi, Ascomycota, Sordariomycetes, Hypocreales, Nectriaceae. Bases 1 to 5475 code for a protein of 1824 amino acids. The transcript is spliced from 5 exons. The record is from RefSeq and is a predicted model, not a curated record. Gene Ontology annotation, biological process: nucleoside metabolic process.
AUGGCCAGCGAGGCAGCAGCCGCGGCUUCACUAGAGCCAGACAUUCGACUUGCCCAAGCAAUCUCGAUGCUUUUGGCUGAUCUUUCCGAUGAGGAAAGGCUUUCAUUUGAAACGCAUCAAGAUAAUUUCUUACCUCCGACGAUCACAGAUGUCAUGAGAGUAGUAGCCAAAGUUGAUAUAGUUGCAGGAGGAAAACAGAAAGGUGGUGGUCGGACUUUUGGACCACGGCUGACCGGUUUCUUGGAAGCUGUGCAGGAGUUCGCCUCUAUCGGAGAGGUCGAGCUGGGCGGAUCUAUGUCGUUGCUUGCGACAAGUGUCUGGUUGAUUGUAUGCUUGACGCUCACGAUUCUUGCGGAGUAUCCUCGCUGGCUGGAGAAGGCAUCUAUGACGCUUAUGAGCGCUGGUCGCAACGCACCCCGUCGCAUGGAAAUAAGAUUGUUUUACGCACGGUCUAAAAAGCUUCAAUCAUUUCUUCAUGAAUAUUUCGGCGUCGUUGUCCAUACAUGCCACUACAUAGUCAAGUCGCUACGAAGCUCAGUCUUUGCAAAGGCUAUAUCCUUCCUCAUGGACUCUAAACUGAAAGGUUACGAGUCAGAUCUCGAGCGGUGGGCAGCAAAGAUUCGGGAGGAAAUGAUGAUUCUCCAAUUCCAACCAGCUCCCCUACAAACUGGCGGCUUUGCGAACAUCUUUGAUUUUGGCAAAUCCAAGUCGCAACCAAACAGUCUCGCUCACAAUGUUGAAGUCGUUGAAAGAUAUUCAACAUACGACUACUUGACUCCGUGGCUAAAGAUACGGAAGUCUGGAACCACUGAUUUGUUUAAACUUCUCCCUGAGUAUCAAAGUUUCCUUGCCUGCAAUGACUCUUCUACUUUGCUCUACUCAGGACGGCCAGGAGCAGGAAAGACGGUCAUACUCGCCAACAUGGUCAGUGACCUGAUUCAGAGGCAGUCUGGAAAUUCUCAAAUCGCUUUUUUCUUUUGUCAGUGGGAUAAAAACAAUUCGCUACUAGCCCUUACUAUUCUUUACUCCUUGUAUCGACAACUUGCCAAGGACCGUCAAGAUAGGGUCCUGUUUCUCGAAAACCUACAUACCGAUUCGUUUGAUACCAGACUGAUGACGAAAGCAUUGGGCGAUGCCCUAAAGACCAACAAGAAGACAUACAUAGUCGUUGAUGGACUUGAUGGGUGUAAAGACACAGAGCGGAGUAAGGUGAUCAACGUGCUUCAAGGGCUUCAAAUCUAUUCACCACUCUCAAUUUGUCUCUCGUCAAGACCAGGAAUCUUGAGUCACAUCGGCUGGGCAGGACUUCAUUCAAUCUACAUCCCAGAAGAUAAUCCUGAUAUCGAAUUGUAUGUGGACUCCGAACUAUCAUCGCGGUUCGAGCGCGGGGAGUUGGUAGUUGGGCAUCCUGCUCUUGAGGGUAAGAUCAGAUCUGCCUUGAAAACCUCCGCGAACGGGAACUUCGUCUGGGUAAAACGUCAAAUAGAUCUGCUAUGUGAAAAGAACACGGACAAUGAUAUACGCCAAUUACUUGUUGACUUUACAAAAGGUUCUUUCGAUGCUAGCGAUACUGAGGUAUUGCCCGCCCCGACUACGCCAGUUGCCCCUUCAGCUUUCACGGACUCGGCAUAUGCGUCCGCAUCUUUCACAAACAGGAGCGGAAAGAACCCAUACGAUGAUACGGGGGUUGAAGAGUCCUUGCACGGUCCGGAUGGCCACGCUGUCGAUGACUCGGCCACUGAAUAUUCCGACGUCUCAAGUACCACGUUCUCCAGAAAGCGUCUAUACAUAUCAGAGCUAGCUACCGACCUUUACAAUAGAGUCAGCUCUGCAUCUUCCAACACAGGGCAAAGAACUCAAGUGAACAUAUCUGAUACGCUGCCAAGCCUUCUCAAGGCUUUCGCUCUGAAGAUUGGGUAUUGUGCAACCACCCAGAUGCAUCGAGAUGUCAUGGCCUUUGUUCACAGGCACAGAAGUGAGAUUACUGCAGCCUUUUUGGAGAUCAGUCUUAGCCAAAGUGAGGUUGAGCCUGGCGAGAUAAGAGACCAGUCAGGCUCUAUGAGUUUGCAGGAGCGUAUGGACCUCUGGGAUAAAAACGAAGAUUUGGACGGAACGUCAGUCGAAGAAGGUUUGGAAAGUCUCGAAAUAUGGGAACGGGAUGAGGAGGAUAUGUAUGAAGAUUCUGACAUUUGGGUUGCGGCAUACCGAGACUUCGCACCUAACACGGAAGCUUACACAUGGUUACUGACCCAGCUCCAAAGAGAUAUGGAUUCUACCCUGCAAGAACUACCCGCGAUUCAGCUUAUUCGAGAUCAGAUAUUAUCUUCACUUCCACCACCUCACAGAGUCAGCAGGAGCAUAGCAUCUGAGCCUUGCAGCGUGUUAUUUGAGAUUGACUGGGAUAUUCUUGAGUUCUUUGACUCACAAGACUACUCCAAGCCCCCAAACGAAGCACUUCCCGGAGUCAUUACUCUCACCGGAUCUUCUUCCGACGCACAAGCUUCAAACUGCGCUCAGUUCUUAAAGCAGACUUGGCCCGUCACAGGGGACAUGAUGUUGUACCUCAUACGCGACUUACUAAAGCUAGAGCAGGGUGGUCCACAUCGCACCCGCUUACCAGAUGGUACAAGACUAUCCGCCUGGAUAAAGGAGUCAAAGCUUAUGGUGGAGAUGGAUGGGUCCGCAGCUUCCAUCUCAGAGACUGGAGAGCAACUUGCCUGGCUGGGAGCGGCUUUGAGGAGUUCGCCACGCCAAAAGGGGCUGGUUUACUGCACUCCUUCUAUUGGAUCCAUGUACCCGAGUCGGGUAAUGCCGCAGGCUGUCGUCUUUGAAAUCGCAUUCGAGGUAGAACAACUUCCGGAAUCACCAGGUAUCGCUAACGGUCAUUGCUGGCAUGGCAUCUUCAAGAACCCCAUCAUCGUGAAAGGUUUUCCCAUUCUGCCGAAACUUCAGAAGAACACCGGCCUCGAGAUACCUCUGAACCUCAUGGCAGGUUUAGCUCGAGCAACACGUGUUGACCAGUUCAAUGACAAGGUCUACGUAAAGGGCUUCUCGACAAUGCUCGUACCGACUAAGCAAUUCAAAGAUGUGGUCUAUUGGCAUUUGAUUUAUCAAGAAGACGGAUGCCGCAUAUCGUAUCUGGCUGACAAUCUACACCGAGACGACGAUGUUGGAUCAUUGAAUCUUGCAAGUUGCCGCCACAUUUUAGGGUGGUGCUCUGAAGCUAAGUUCUAUGCUGGAUCGGCUCAGGCACGGUACGAUGUUAGACAUUCAGAGCUUCCGAAGCCACACUCACAAUGUGCUCUUGCUGGCACCAUCAUAACAUUAGGAAGAAUGAUUACGGGAGGCUCGAGCUUCGAACUCGGUAUCAAAGACACGCCAGUGCAUGUGGCUCGUAAUGGUUUUAUCCCGCGACUCAAAUGGAUCUCUUCAAAAUUCUUUCUGCUCUGGGACGAGAACGAUAAACGCGGAUGGCUGACUAACGGCACGAGCGCUUUAUUGCACGUUGUAAGAGCGUCUUUAGCAUUUGACAGCACUGACAAGUUCCAAUCAGCUUUUAUCUUCAAGGCUGAUGACUUACAAGAGUCACCCAAACCCUUCACGGCUGAUUCAGCAAUUGAUGUACUCAUCAACCCUAAGAACCAAGCUCUGAAGCUCUAUCCAGAAAGGAACGGCUUUAUCGUCCUGGCAGACAGAAUUGAUCAGUACUACAAUGUGCUUGAAAAGAUGCUCGACCAUCAGACAGAUAUCGCCAGGCGUCACCGCGGAAACCUUGGGAACAUGCCACGAAAGUACCUCGAGGGAUGGGACUUCGAGGACCUGAGCGCGAACCGUGAUCCGUUACAUCCACGGUUAGUCACCCUUGACCCUGCUGGGAAGGGAUGGGUUGACUUGACGAGGGCACUUCAGGCCGUAACGCUGACAGGACGCGGCUUUGGAGAACUUGUUCGACCGGUUGGCCCAGCUCCUUGCGAGACUUGGUCUCAACUUCCGCGUCAUCGAUACCUUCUUGCGUGCUGUGUCUCGGAUAUGGAGGAUAUCGUUAGAGACCAUCGCAGUUCUAGCGAUGACUAUAUCCGGCUAAGUGACGAUCUUAUAUGGCAUAAUGCGGUCAACAUCUCCGGAAGAUGCCAUUGUGGCUGUGUUACUGCACAUCAUGGAGAACCAGUCCAUGUACUUUUCCCAUCUGCACUAUCUCACAAGUUAUGUGCCAGAGGGAUUCCCAUGGCUAUCGAAGGUGGUGGUGCUAUAGUGUUUGGACAUAAUCCGGGCUUUUCUUGGAUUUGGGGAGAUGUUGGUCCUCCUACGCAACAACAACCAGGAGAGGAGGUAACUGUCAGUCAUCUAUCAGACGAGGCAGAUGCAGACAGUGGAGUUGGUGCGAGUCUCGUGACCUCCUCAAUACGGAGUUCGAGUGUAUCACGUCAACUAUCGUCAGUGGGGAGGUCGCCCAAGAGCAGAGCUGUUCCGUUGAUCGAGAGCAAGUAUUACGCACGAAGCCAAUAUACGGUUGGCAUCCUGUGCGCGUUACCGGUUGAGCUGAAGGCAAUACGAGUCCUGUUUGAUCAAAGACACCAGAGCAUGGCAAGCGUGCUCGGUGACAACAAUCAGUAUGCACUGGGCGAGAUAUCACAGCAUCUGGUGGUAGCAACAUCUCUUCCAGCUGGAGAAUAUGGAACAAAUGCAGCUGCAUCAGCAAUAUCUGAUAUGACGCGCAGCUUCAUGUCUAUACAGUUCUGCUUAUUGGUUGGCAUCGCUGGUGGUGCACCCUCGGAUAGUGAUGAUAUCAGACUAGGCGACGUUGUUGUCAGUUUACCUACCAGCACAUUCCCUGGUGUGAUCCAGUACGAUCUAGGGAAGGAGAAUGAGGGAACCGACUUUGAGGUGACAGGCAUAUUGCGCCGACCGCCUCGCAUCUUGACUAAUGCUAUUAGCAAGAUCCGUUCGGACCCAGAUAUCGGGUUUGAUGCCCUGAACCCAUACCUUACAGAAAUCGUCAAAUCACUGCCAUCUUAUGGUAACCCGGGUCAAGAGCUGGACGUAUUAUUCCGCACUUCUUGUUCUCGCAGGAAUUGCAAGCCCGACUGCUCACAUCUUGAGACGCGAGUCCCACGGUUGACAACAGAACCCAGGAUCCAUUAUGGACUGGUAGCAUCGGGUAACCGUGUGAUCAAAGAUGCGACUUUGCGUGAUCGGCUGUCACGCAAGUUCGGAGCGCUAUGCUUUGAGAUGGAAGCUGCGGGGGUAAUGAAUAGGGCGGAUUGUCUUGUGAUAAGAGGGAUAUGCGACUACAGUGAUGCUCAGAAGAACAAAGUCUGGCAGAACUACGCUGCUGCUGUAGCCGCAGCAUACGCUAAGCUUUUGCUGAGUGCGGUAGCGGUAGUGACCGACCUGCCCGGCAACUUGGUGAGACCAGAAAAUGAGCCUGCGUUCAAGAGGCGAAGGAUCAAUACUGGCAAUGAAGGGCAUGAAUAACACAGAUAUUGAGCCGUGAAGAGCAUCUAUGAG